Paramuricea clavata is the source of this 3557-nucleotide messenger RNA. Lineage: Eukaryota; Metazoa; Cnidaria; Anthozoa; Malacalcyonacea; Plexauridae. The record is from the annotation of a GenBank genome assembly.
AUGGGAGGAAGAUGGCGCACGGAUGAUCCUCAAGUAAACGAGGAAAUCAAGAGGAUUGAAAAUGAAAGGAAUCCUAAGAUUAAGCGUCCUAGAGGUAGACCACCAAAGGUAAAGUCUGACACCGAAGUGAAGAUUCCUAAAAAGAGAGGUAGACCACCAAAGGCAAAGUCCGAUGCCGAAGUGAAGAUUCCUAAAAAGAGAGGUAGACCACCAAAGGUAAAGUCUGAUGCUAAGGUUAAAAGGCAAACUGUAGCUGAAAGAUUCCUGAGCCAGAGGAAGGUAAAACUCUCAGUGCCUGCCGAUAGUGUCAUAACUCCAACAGGUCCAGGUAAGUUCACAAUUCACGUGGAUCUUAAUAAGAGACCCGUGAGGAAAGCUCCUGAGGUGCCUAAGGGUGUAGCUCCAUGGAGACCAAUACCUAAGCCUAGAACGGUACUUCCUAAGGAAAGACCUGUACCAAAACCUAGGACUAAGCUUCCUAAGGAAAGACCUGUACCAAAACCUAGGACUAGGAAACCAGUGUCUCCUCCUAAAGUCCGUAAGCCUGUAAGGGUGUCGAGGGAAGUUAAGGAGCAGCCUAUAGUGGUUACACCAGAGGAACACGAAAUAGAUCCAUUUGGAACAGACCUUGAAAAGCCAUUCCACAGGAAAAUCGAAACAGCCGCAAAUGGAGCCGCUGUGACUUACUCGAUAACUCCUCAUUAUAUGGACCCCCUGGACCAGAUGACCGCAAGUAGACAGGUAGUGAGAGGAAUACUUGUGAAUGAGUUGAAGAGAAUGGGUGGGUUAAAGUACACAGAGACUAUAAAGGUGAGAAUGUCAAAGGAAAUCGGUGACGGGAAAACCAAGAAGGACUCGGUCUACUUCAAAUCUAAAACUGGCACUGCAACUAACUUUGAGGAUAUUGAAAGUACAGCUGCUCAAAACCAACUGACAAUAUUAUCUAGAAUUGAAACCUUCCAAAACUUAGGUUCAAAUUGGAUUAUACUCAAUAUUGAGAGUCAUUACGUAAACAUCGCAAUGUACAAACCAUUAAAGGGUAGUUCAUAUAUGAAACUUCCAGGGGACAUCAGUAAUCCAAAGUGUGGGCUCAUCAAUAUGAAAAAUGAUGAUAAUAUGUGUUUCUUGUGGAGUCAUGUGAGACAUCUGAAUCCUAAGGUUAGAAGAGCAACCACCAUAACACAGAAAGACAGGGAAUUCAUAACAAACCUGGACUACAAGGGUAUAGACUUCCCUGUGAAGAUCAGCGAUAUUGAUAAAAUUGAGAGGAAAAACAGUAUCAGCAUAUCUGUGUUUGGUUAUAAGGGUAAGAAACAGUUCUACCCUAUAAGGAACUCCAAGGCUAAAUACGAGGAUCAUAUGGAACUUCUACUCCUGGGUGGCGGUGAAGGUAACAACCAUUAUGUGCUCAUAAAGGAUGUAAACAGGAUGCUCUUCAGUGUAAGUAAACAUACACAUAAGAAGCACUUCUGUCUACACUGUCUUCAUAGUUGCGUGAGUGAAGAGUCACUUGAAAAUCAUAAGGAAACAUGUCUGGAGGUAAAUGGAACUCAGGCUGUAAAUCUUCCCAAGGAAGGGACAAAAAUCAAGUUCAAAAAUCAUAGGAACUCAAUGCCUGUGCCGUUUGUGAUAUACGCUGAUUUUGAGUCCAUACUAGUACCAGAGGAGAGAAAAGUGGAGUCAGAGAACCCUGAGGAUAAAAGCAGUACAGACCUUUACCAGACACACAAGGCUUGUAGUUUUGGUUUGAAGACAGUCUGCCACUAUGAUGAUAAGUACUCCGGUGAGUAUAAGAGUUACGUUGGAGAGGAUGCUGCAUUGGUAUUCCUGAAGACUGUAUUGAAAGAGUCCUUCAGAUGUAGAGAGAUGGUCAACAAUAUAUUCAAGAAAAAGAUGGUAAUUACACCCAAACAGGAAUUCCAAUUUCAAACUGCAAGAAACUGUUCAAUAUGUGGUAACGACCUUGGUGAGGAUAGGGUAAGAGACCAUGACCAUGUAACAGGAAUGUACCGUGGAGCUGCUCACAACAUAUGCAACCUGAAGUACAGAAUUACAUGGAAAGUACCUGUAGUCUUCCACAACCUGAGAGGUUACGAUAGUCAUUUGAUUAUGCAGGAAAUUGGUAAGUUCAAGAUGAAUGUUAAUGUUAUCCCAAAUAAUAUGGAAAAAUAUAUUUCAUUCUCACUUGGUAAGAAUCUGGUCUUCAUAGACUCUAUACAGUUUAUGGCUUCUUCACUCGAGGCAUUGGUAAGUAACCUUUCACCUGAGGACUUCAGGAUAGUAGGUAAGAGGUGGAAGGGUGAGGACUUCAAUCUAGUAACACAAAAUGGAGUGUUCCCUUAUGAGUUCCUCGAUAAUAUUAGCAAACUCAAUACAGAAGGUCUUCCGAGUAAGGAUAAGUUCUACUCUUCACUGUACGAGUCAGAUGUUAAGGAAGAAGAUUACCAAAGAGCUCUAAAAGUCUGGGAUCACUUCAAGAUGAAAACCAUGAGAGACUACCACGAUCUCUACCUGGAGACUGACGUUCUUCUUUUAGCUGACGUGUUUGAAAACUUUAGGAGAACAUGUCUGGAAAACUACAACAAAUUAGACCCUGCACAUUAUAUGUCAGCACCUGGUCUAAGCUGGGACGCUUUUCUAAAACAGUCAGGUGAAGAAAUAGAACUCGUAAGCGAUAUGGAUAUGUUUCAGUUCUUCGAGAAGGGUAUGAGAGGUGGUACAAGUUAUAUUGCUCAUAGACACUCAACAGCUAAUAAUAAGUACAUGGAGACGUAUGAUGAGUCAUCUGAGAACAAGUACUUAAUGUACCUCGAUGCUAACAAUUUAUAUGGCUGGGCAAUGUCACAACCACUACCUAACGGAGAGUUUGAGUGGGUUGAGGAAGUUGAUGGUAUGAAUCUAGAGGAUUACCUUGAGGACAGUGAAAGAGGUAUAGUUUUAGAGGUUGACCUAGACUAUCCAGAAAAACUUCACAAUCUACAUAACGGUUAUCCUUUAGCACCAGAGAGUAAGGAAAUUGAUUCUUCCAUGUUGUCAGAUUAUGCUAAAAGUAUUGCUGAAAAAUUCCAGCUGAAAAUUGGAGGAGUAAAGAAACUUGUAACUUCACUAGGUCCAAAGAAGAACUACGUCUUACAUGUACGUAAUCUAAAACUGUACACAGACCUUGGAAUGAAACUCACAAAGGUCCAUAGAGCGGUUACGUUCAAGCAGUCUCCCUGGCUUAAGAACUAUAUAGACUUCAAUACAAGAAAAAGGUCAGCAGCCCAGUAAAACGGAUGAAAGAAGUUCUAACGCUAAAUAAACCGUGUUACGUAGGAAUGAGCAUCUUAGACUUAUCCAAGACUUUAAUGUAUGAUUUUCACUACAACACCAUCAAGAAGGAGCACGGUAAUAAUUCAAGGCUACUGUUCACUGAUACUGACAGUCUAAUGUAUGAACUGAAGACGGAUGAUGUUUAUGAGGACUUUAAGAGAAUCGGUGAAAAGCAAAACUGUUGGGAUAAUUCAGUUACCCAAAAGAUUCCCCGUACUACUCAACUCACAACAAGAAGGUUAUAG